This is a messenger RNA of Musca domestica (house fly), 1223 nucleotides long. Its product is annotated as putative gustatory receptor 36c. Gene Ontology annotation, cellular component: dendrite; membrane; axon. Gene Ontology annotation, molecular function: sweet taste receptor activity. Gene Ontology annotation, biological process: sensory perception of taste. The transcript is spliced from 2 exons. Bases 1 to 1194 code for a protein of 397 amino acids. The record is from RefSeq and is a predicted model, not a curated record. Lineage: Eukaryota; Metazoa; Arthropoda; Insecta; Diptera; Muscidae.
AUGAGAAAGUCUACACGUUUGAUGGUUAAAGUUACAUUGGCGACCGCUCAUGUUUUGGGCAUCCUCUCCUUUUUCUACAAUCAUCGCACCGGUGAAAUUUACACAACCCCCUGGUUAACCAUCUAUACCGCCGUCAUCAGUGUGGCCAUGUUUGGAGUGGUGCCCAUGUUGCGAAACAUCAACAUCAGUGGCAAACGUAUCCAUGUCAAAAUUAACUUCUCCAUUUUUGUGAUACGAAUAACGGCUGUUCUGGUGACGAUGAUCUUCAAUUGGACCAAACGUUGUGCCUUCAUGGAAUAUCUGAGAAAUUUAAAAAAAUUAAGAAUAGAAUUCGAAAAAAAGUGGCCUUUGAGUCAGAAUAUGGAGGAGAAGUUCGAUAGGACACUACGAAGAAAAUUCUGCUGGGGCGUUUCGUCAAGUCUGGUCGUAUUUGUGGGAUUUAUGGGCUAUUUGAAAAUUGAGCUAAACAUCAAUAAUGUUUGGAUGAUUUUGUUCUUGGCUCUCAUGACGAACAUCCUCAAUGUGGUCCUGACAAGUUACUUUUUUUGCAUUCUACGGAUCAAUAUUUUCCUGGCUGCCAUCAAUGAGGAAGUAACCCGGAUUCUGAAGAAGUCUGAAAACCUAGCCUACUUGCGUAGUCGUGGACAAACCCAUGCUGGCUUUUUUAUAACCCAAUGCUGUAAAUUUGCCGAUGAUUUAGAUGAAUUGGCCAGGUUUCAGUUGGAGUUUCGAAAAUUGGCCCGGAACAUCAAUGGCAUGUAUGAAGUCCAGGGUUCCUGUGUUUUGCUGUCGGUGUACUUGAAUAGCAUAUCGGUGAUUUACGAUGCCUAUAUUUCGCUUCACAUUUUGUGGGAUGAGUAUACGAAAAUUAGGCUGGUCUUUACAACGAUCGCGUUGUUUUUGUACUUCAUGGAUUUGAAUGUGUUCCUAUUCACAAUGUUGGAAUAUCAGGAUUUGCUUAUUGAUUGUGGGCGGAUUUUAAAAGAACAUCAGACGUGUUUGACCAACUUGGAUGUGAGACUGGAAGAAAGUUUCAAAAACUUCUCCCUGCAGCUGGCCAAAUUCCCCAUUGAAAUGAAAUUGGUGGGCCUGUUCAAAUUUAAUCGGGCCAUGGUAUUCUCCAUUUUCGGUUCAACAAUAUCGAAUGCCAUAGUUUUAAUACAAUAUGACUACAAGAAUAAUUACAAUGAAUGAUUGGUUUUGUUUUUGUUGUUGUUGUUGUU